Macrosiphum euphorbiae (potato aphid) is the source of this 381-nucleotide messenger RNA. NCBI's taxonomy places the organism in Eukaryota, Metazoa, Arthropoda, Insecta, Hemiptera, Aphididae. The record is from the annotation of a GenBank genome assembly.
AUGGGUCCAAUGUUUUUACCAGAACCUACAACGGCUAUUUUUGAAGAAUCAUCGAGUGGUUUUUAUGAAAAAUGCCAAUUUCCUAACUGCAUAGGAAGUAUUGACGGGAAACACGUAACUAUUAAAUGCCCAGACAACAGUGGAUCACGAAAUUUUUGUUACCUAAAAAAGUUUUCGCUUGUGUUAAUGGCAAUAGUUGAUCCAGAUUAUAAACUUAUUUGUGUCGAUGUUGGUGGUUAUGGCCAAAAUUCAGAUGGUGGAAUUUUAGAAGAAUCGGCAAUGGGUAAACGUUUGGAAGCUGGGACAUUAAAUGUGCCAAAAGGUGUACCAUUAUGUGAUAAUGAUUACCUAUCAUCGUUCCACUCAGAAUCUAAAAAAUAA